Molecule: messenger RNA, 3937 nt
Organism: Hyalella azteca
Lineage: Eukaryota; Metazoa; Arthropoda; Malacostraca; Amphipoda; Hyalellidae
Product: mitochondrial carnitine/acylcarnitine carrier protein
Exons: 6
Coding region: 935-1816 (293 amino acids)
Biological process (GO): carnitine transmembrane transport; mitochondrial transport
Cellular component (GO): mitochondrial envelope
Molecular function (GO): O-acyl-L-carnitine transmembrane transporter activity
Source: RefSeq, a predicted model, not a curated record
UUACCAUGUUGCUUGUUACUAAAGAUUGUAUAGAUAUGAAGGGGAAUCUGGUGUUCUGGAGAAGUAGAAGCCUGAUCUCCACAGGACUGCAAGAUCUCUGCAGAACAUUGAAGCUGUGCAGCAAUCCAUCUUGAGGUCUCCUUAACAAUCUGCUUGCAAGCAUGCAUCAGCUCAUCAGCUUGAUCUGUUAGAUGGAUCCUUCAUGAGGAAUUGAAGUUCCAUCCAUACAAGAUUGUUGUCACCCAGGAACUGAUUUGUUGGGGCUUCGAUGCUCGUGAGACUCGUGAGGAAAGAUGUGCCUCAUCCACAAAAUGGCAUUACACAUUUGUCCAUUCCAUGACUACUGCAAAGAAAAAAAUAAAUUAAUGUGGGUCAUCAUAUAAACAAAACUUUACAGUUUGUGCUUGUGAUUAAGCCCCUCCUUAAAGUUAUUGAAGCAAAUCACAGUUCAGGAAGGCUAAUUCAAAUAAGCAAGUUCCUCUGCCCCACCCAGUAUAAUACAGGUUAGAACUACAAUUUGUAGAGUUUGAUAACCAUGUGAUGAUUUCAAAGCUGUUUCAAUCAUGCUAAAAAGAUUUGGUGCAAUUUUGUUUGUAAAAUUAAUUGUUUCUAUUGAAAAUUGUCAAUUCGGGUGAUGUGGCAAUAUUAUUGGCAUUGAUGAUAGUUCCAAAAUUCAUUCAAUAUCUAUAUGACACUGCUGAUAUCACUUAUACUAUAUGGGUCUGCUCAUACAACUCAAAAGGGAGAGUCUAAAUAAGUCUUUGCUUUACCACUAUGCUCACGAAUUCAGACUCAAAUUGAUUUUAUUUUAAUAUUUUGAAAUUAAUUGACCUUUCAAGAUAUUGUUUCCAUCUCAUUUAUGUUUGAAAACAAGCUUUUGCGAAUCAACAUAGAUACAGAAUUGGAAGAAAGAUAAUUUAUUUCACAAGCCAUAAUGCCAGCUGUAAGUCCUGCAAAAGAUUUUCUUGCUGGAGGAUUUGGUGGCAUGUGCUUGGUGGCUUCUGGUCAUCCUCUGGAUACUAUAAAGGUACGACUUCAAACUCAAAGUAAAACUCAACCACUCUACAAUGGAACUUGGGAUUGUGCAGUCAAAACUGUCAGAGCUGAAGGCUUCACAGGACUAUACAAAGGUAUGGCAGCCCCUCUCAUGGGUGUUACACCUAUGUUUGCUGUAUGCUUCCUUGGCUUUGGCAUUGGCAAGCGUCUUCAACAGAAAAGUCCUGAUGAAAAGUUGACGGCUGUGCAGCUCUUCAAUGCUGGCAUGCUUAGUGGCGUGUUCACCACAGCCAUCAUGGCACCCGGCGAACGGAUUAAGUGCCUUCUACAGGUUCAACAAGCCAGCAGUGGACCCCAGGUCUACAAAGGACCCAUUGAUGUGGUUAAGCAGCUCUAUCGUGCUGGUGGCAUUGCCAGCAUAUACAAGGGGACCUGUGCCACUCUUCUUAGAGAUGUGCCAGCGUCAGGAAUGUACUUCAUGUCAUAUGAGUGGAUCAAGGCGUCUAUGGCUCCUCCUGGGCAAGAGGCACAGCUCAGCCCCCUGAGGACUGUGGUUGCUGGAGGUCUGGCCGGUAUGCUCAACUGGUGCGUGGCCAUCGCGCCUGAUGUGCUCAAGAGCAGACUACAGACCGCUCCUGAAGGCACGUAUCCAAAUGGCAUUCGUUCGGUCUUCAUGGACAUCAUGAAGAAAGAAGGACCUUCAGCUCUGUUCCGCGGUCUCACCCCGGUCAUGAUCAGGGCGUUCCCUGCCAAUGCUGCCUGUUUCCUUGGCUACGAGGUUGCCAUUAAAUUCCUUAACAAAGUGGCUCCCAACCUCUGAUGCCCUGUACAUUUUAGCGAAUUUCUAAUUUUUUCACAGGCCCUAUGAAGGUCAUGAGUCCACCCUUUUUUAAUUCACCUUGUAAAGUCUAUGGCCUUAUUUGCUGUAGUAUUUGAUGACUCUACUUUUCUUGUUGACUCGAAUUCUAACACUGCCUAAUAUGUGUAUCCUAGGUACAAUAUGCUUGGAAUUUUUUGUAACAAUUCUAUGUCAUUUGUUUUAAAUUUUUUCCAAAGUUUUUGUCCUUGUAUUAAUGCAACUUAUUUUUAUAUCAACGUUCAGUAGUUUUGUAUAUUAUCAAAUAAUUCCUGCUUUAAUUGUCACUAAAAUAUGUAAUCCGGUUCUUAUUUAUUGAGUAAAAUAUUUUGGGGCCGAAUUUGCUGCGGCAUUGUUAGUUUCAUUUAUUAGUUUCGGUAGCUCAAUCUGUCUUGUAUAAAAUUUUUUUGCUCAUCCGACCUCAAUCAUUUAUGAGGUCAUUUAGGACAACGUAACCGUAAAAUUUGCAUGAAUAUUGCAAUUAUCAGUCUCUGGACAUAAUGAAACAAUUCUUUUGUGUUUACGUUCGCAGUAAGUACUGUGCCUGCCAUUGCAUUUUUGCAAUACCUGUGCAAGUAUUUUUUAGUCGUUGAUUCUGCAUUUUUAUUAUAAUUUCACCCCCUUGGACGCUGUUGAAACAAUCUUAUUUUAUUCACGUUCGCAGUUCGUACUAUACCUGCCAUUGUGGUGCUAUGCAAUACCAAUGUAAGUUUUUGUAAGUGAAAAUAUUAUUGCAUAUUUUCAGGAUUUCUGUGUAACAGAGGUAACGUUGCAUACAGGGCUACAGUUACACCCGUUUAAGAUCUUUUCAACCAAUGCAGCAAUGCAAUGUGCAAGCGUAGCGUAAUAUUAACUCCGACGUAGUAUAUAUAAUUAGACGUUAAAUUUUGUUGUUGAUUUUACAGGCUGAAUUUUAGUGCAAACUAGUUGAAAUUGCUCUUUAUCAUCAGUAUUGGGCGUGCGACUGCAAGGCUCGCGACCAGUAUAGGUUGAAUGGUUGUGCGUAACUUUCGAGGAAACUAAUAUUUGGUGUAAUUUUAUUGUAUUUUGGUCCACUAGAAGUGGGAAGGAACUUUCAACACAUUUUUUAAUGUAUUUAUUUGGAGCAGAAAUACUACCACAAACAUGACUGAAGAUGAAGUGCAUAAAUAGAAAGGAUAUAUCGUAAAAAGUUUUGUAAACAUGAUUCUAUAUGUAUUUCCAUUAUUGAUUUUCUUUUAAAGCAAAAAAGUCUAAACGUCUCUAUUAAGAUAAAACAAAAAUUGCUGUUACCGUCUUAUCUGAAACUGGUCUGUGAACAUUGAUGCCAUGACUGUUGAACCAUUCUGUUUCUGUCCUCAUCGCAUGUCAUAUAAUCUUGGAUUAGUUAAUAAUGGCUUCCUCCCGUGGAGGAUAAGCAAGCAUCUUGGUGGUCAUGAAACCUUGAAGCGCAUAUCGACAAAAUAAUGGAUGUAUAUAGCAUGUUCCAUUAGAAUGGGCAAUAAUAGAGGGAUGUCAGAAGUCCAAUUAUUGCCUAUAUAUGAGGUCGCUCUUAAGUCAGCGGUUGUUAAAUCAAAAAACACAUGCUACUAAAUAAUAAAAAUAUACUUUGGUUGUGUGUUCAAAAUUUAUUUUCUUAUCUGGUAUUCUCUUGCCUUAACGGCGAUGUUACCUUGUGUUAUAUCACGGAAUACAUUCAAGAAAAUGGCUCCAGAACUCCAGCGUUCUGUUUCACAAAGAUGUAAUAAGUUUAAUUGAAUGGACUUUUUUCAAAUAAUUAAAGAUUGUCUUCGCCACUAUAUCAUAAAUACUGUUGUAGUAAUGAGAAUUUAUCGUUGGCCACAGCUCCUAUGGUUUUAUCACGGGCAUGCUGGACGGAAGUUCCAAUUAUAACACGUUGGGUGACCGUUAUGUUGUAAAAUUGUGGGAUUUAUUUUCUUUGACGUCAAAUUCAUGCUCAUAAUCACUUUUAUGUUCGGUGCAAUAUCACUAAAAGAAUUUUGUUGAAUUUUUUGAGAUUCUCCUUUUCUUUAUCAAGUAUUGUCAGCUAUGAUUUAUUUUAUUUCUGUAAUGGGCUCAUAUCUUAUAAAGGAAUGUUAAAUUUUA